Molecule: messenger RNA, 1242 nt
Organism: Fonsecaea erecta
Lineage: Eukaryota; Fungi; Ascomycota; Eurotiomycetes; Chaetothyriales; Herpotrichiellaceae
Exons: 3
Coding region: 1-1242 (413 amino acids)
Cellular component (GO): cytoplasm; nucleus
Molecular function (GO): tRNA-specific adenosine-34 deaminase activity
Source: RefSeq, a predicted model, not a curated record
AUGGCGGAACAAGUCUCAUUCCUCGAGCCACUGAAGACGGUUCACGAAAAUCGUUCGGAGGAAGUGUUCGUCCGGGCAUUUGUCGUCGAGAUUCCGGCCAAAUUGACGAGCAAAGCACUUGGCAUCGUCAAGCCUGUGAUUCCUAGCGGCGGCAAGCACCCAUCAUUCAGUCACUUUCGCCGUGUAUGCUCUCUCACUCACCUACCCCUCGACUUGACGUGGCGACGUGAUUAUGAUGCUCGGGGCCUACAAACCGUCUUUUUGCUGGUGCCAAACACCGUCGUUCCGUGGGAGGACAUCAAGGCGACACUCGUGCCACACAUCGAUGUCGAAGGUCUUCCGCGUUGCUUCGAUGCUGUAGUCCCGAGCCACGCACCUUUGAGUGUAGAGCAGGCUGCCCUCUGGACGCAACGGUACUGGCCAUCAGUCUACAAUCCGGCGGCCCAAGUCAUCCAGGAUGCUCCACCUCUUCACCAGCUUCGACGGAUGCGAACCAUGCUUGAGGUGCCGGCCGCAGACACGUACAUGGCGCUCGCAAGGAGAGCUGCCGAGGCAUCCAAGGAGCUCGGCCACGGAAGAGGCGUUGGUGCUGUUGUGGUAGAGCCCGAAACUGCCACAGUUGUCGCGGUUGCUGGCGAUGCCCGUUGGUGGUCAGAUGAUCCGGCGACUCUUCAAUCGCUGAUGGCAAACAAAGGAGAGGGAAGACCGGAAUAUCACGCCGUCAUGCGUGCUGUCGCCAUGGUCGCCAACAAGGAGCUGCGUCGACGCAUCAGAGCCGGUGGUCACCUCAAGUUUAAGGACACAUGCACUGAAACCCCAUCUGGCCAAGCGCUCACACCCGUCGAAAGUCAAUAUGAAGACGAUGGCCCAGUCCUCCAGGACGUUACCUCUGGACUGGCGAACGUCGUCCUCGAGAACACCGAGAGUGAUGCCAUGUCGGCCAAACGAGCGGCUUCUCGGGGCGAAGGGUAUCUCUGCAGCGGACUCGACAUUUAUUUGACACACGAACCUUGUGUUUGCUGUGCCAUGGCUAUGAUCCAUUCGAGAUUCCGAGCCUGUAUCUUUGUUCAGAAGAUGCCGGGCAGCGGUGGCCUAUGCUCUGAACCCGGCGGCAAUCGACUGGCAUACGGACUGUUCUGGCGUCGAGAGCUCAAUUGGCGCGUCAUGACAUUCCGCCACACGCAAGCGGCUGCUGUCGAAGGCGAAGAAGGCGCGUCGGACACAGCAAUAUUCCAUGCUUAG